Molecule: messenger RNA, 2902 nt
Organism: Radiomyces spectabilis
Lineage: Eukaryota; Fungi; Mucoromycota; Mucoromycetes; Mucorales; Radiomycetaceae
Product: muts domain V-domain-containing protein
Exons: 24
Coding region: 46-2841 (931 amino acids)
Biological process (GO): mitotic recombination; mismatch repair
Cellular component (GO): nucleus; MutSalpha complex
Molecular function (GO): ATP-dependent DNA damage sensor activity; mismatched DNA binding; ATP binding
Source: RefSeq, a predicted model, not a curated record
AAGAAAUUCACGCGACUCGAACAAGGUCCAUUAACCACCAUCAACAUGAACCAAUCACCCAAAGAUUCUAUACCGGAUAUUGACAAACCUGAGCAGCAGACCUUUGUAAAGUUCUUUCGAUCACUCACCGAGGCUGACAGCGAUACCAUUCGGUUAUUCGAACGAGACGCUAAUCAGAAAAGAUAUUAUACCUUUCAUGGCGACAAUGCCCUUUAUAUUGCACAGCAUGUAUACAAGACGACAUCAGUAGUGAAAUAUUGGGGAGGGGAUGCUGUCCGAGGUCUUGCUACCACCAGUCUUUCCAGCAGUGUUGCAGGAUCGUUUUUGAGAGACGCGUUACUCAACAAGCAGAAGCGCAUCGAAAUCUGGACGCAAAAAAAGAACUCGUCUCAUUGGGAACUGUCGCGUAAAGCAUCUCCCGGAAAUCUCCAGGAUGUCGAAGAUUUACUCUUCCUUGACUCGAAUAUGACGGCCGCACCGGUGGUGAUGGCCGUGAAACUAGCUACGAGCAACGAAAACAAGGUCGUGGGGGUGGCGUUUGCAGAUGCCACCGUCAAGGAAUUAGGCAUAGCCGAGUUCCUCGAUAACGAACUGUAUUCCAAUUUCGAGUCGCUUAUCAUCCAACUGGGUGUGAAAGAGUGCUUACUACCUGCUGACGAAACCGAAAAGGACUAUGAGCUGAUCAAAAUUCGAAAUAUAUUGCAACGUUGUGGCGUGGUUAUGACCAGCAGGAAAAAAAACGAUUUCAAUGCUAAAGAUAUUGAGCAAGAUCUUAACCGACUUCUGGAAGGCGAAAUAUCCAGUGCUGCUUUGCCGGAAUUUGAAAUGAAACAGGCCAUGCCUGCCGUGGCAUGUCUCAUCAAAUAUCUCUCGCUGUUAAGCGACGAGCACAAUUUCAAACAAUUCAAACUUCGACAUCACGACUUAUCCCAGUAUAUGCGAUUGGAUGCGUCAGCGCUCGGUGCUUUGAAUUUGAUGCCAGGGCCACAGGAUGGUUCCAACAAGUCCAUGAGCUUAUACGGUCUAUUGAACAAGUGCAAAACUGCUCAGGGGAGCCGAUUAUUAGCGCAAUGGCUGAAACAACCUUUAUUAAAUCUCGACGAAAUCACUCAGCGCCAAGAUAUUGUCGAAGUAUUUUACAAAGAUACCGAACUUCGACAGUCAUUGCAAGAAGAUCACCUUCGAACCGUCCCGGAUUUACAUCGUCUGGCAAAAAGAUUUCAGCGCGGUAUUGCCAAUUUGCAAGAUGUUGUUAGAAUUUAUCAGGUCGUUAUCCGACUACCUGCGCUGUUGAUGUGUCUUGAAGCAUGCAAUGCUCCCACAGAUGCCAUGGGCAACCUGAUCAACGAAAUGUAUACUUCCAAACUCAAAGAAUAUAUCGCCAAAUUGGAGAAACUGCAAGAAUUGGUAGAGACAACGAUUGAUCUGGAUGCGCUCAAGGACCAUGAAUUUAUUAUCAAAUCCGAUUUUGACGAUGAAUUAAAGAACCUUCGAGAAAUGAUUACAGACUUGAAGGAACUGAUAGAAAACCAACACCUCGAGGUCGCCGAGAUGCUAGGGUUGGAUCCGGAGAAAAAGUUGAAAUUGGAGAAACACAGUCUCUAUGGUUAUUGUUUGAGAAUUGGACGAGCGGACGCCUCGGUGAUCCGCCAAGAUCCCCAAUUUAUUGAAUACUCCACACAAAAGGCCGGUACCUACUUUUCAACGGGUAAAAUGAAACAUCUGAAUACCCAGUUGACGCAAUUUGGCACAUCCUACGAACGUCGACAGAAUGAUCUCGUCAAGGAAGUGAUCAAUAUCGUUGCCACCUAUUGUCCUGUGCUCGAAUUGCUCGGUGGGGUUCUGGCUCACAUGGAUGUGUUGGUGAGCUUUGCUCACGUAUCUAUCAUGGCGCCUAUUCCGUACAUUCGUCCCGAUAUCCGACCAAUGGGACAAGGCAAUGUGCAUCUCCAAGACGCAAGACAUCCUUGUUUAGAGGUGCAGGACGAAGUGAACUUUAUUCCAAAUGACGUGGAAAUUACAAGGAAUCAAUCCGAGUUUCAGAUUAUUACCGGCCCUAAUAUGGGUGGCAAAUCCACCUACAUUCGACAGAUUGGCGUUAUUGCCCUGAUGGCUCAAGUGGGUUGCUUCGUCCCCUGUACGGAAGCAAAGCUGUGCAUAUUUGAUUCCAUCCUGGCCCGUGUCGGAGCCGGAGACAGCCAACUCAAGGGAGUUUCGACAUUUAUGGCGGAGAUGUUGGAAACCGCGACGAUUCUAAAGUCUGCAAGCAAACAUUCGCUAAUUAUUAUCGACGAGCUUGGACGAGGUACAAGCACUUACGACGGAUUCGGUUUGGCAUGGGCAAUUUCAGAACAUAUUGCCACCCAAAUCAGGGCAUACUGUUUAUUUGCUACGCAUUUUCAUGAAUUGACGGCGCUCGGUGAAAAUGUACCGCAUGUGAAGAAUUUGAACGUGGCCGUUCACGUCGGUAACGAAGGAGACAGUGACCGAAAUAUCACGCUACUGUACAAAGUCAAUGAAGGCGUGUGCGAUCAAAGUUUCGGUAUCCAUGUCGCGGAGUUGGCCAACUUUCCUGUUACCGUUGUGAAACUGGCUAAACGAAAAGCAGCCGAGCUGGAAGAUAGUACAAACGUAGAUGAAGAGUCGAAAAAGCACAAGGGUGACAGCGUCAAGGACGGUACCGCGCUUGUUCAAAAGAUGAUUCAAGAAAUUGCCAGUGUGGACAACAUGGAGUCACUGGAUCAUGACAUGCUACUGCAACGGGUUCGUGAUAUCAAGAACAAGUAUAAGCAUGAGAUGGAAGCAAAUCCUUAUUUGCAAGAUCUGAUGGCCGGGCUUUGAAAAGCUGGCACGAAAAAAAAGGGUGCAGGGCACAAAAUAAAAAAAAAGUGGAGAUGCGCAU